Molecule: messenger RNA, 7689 nt
Organism: Trichosurus vulpecula (common brushtail)
Lineage: Eukaryota; Metazoa; Chordata; Mammalia; Diprotodontia; Phalangeridae
Gene: GPR107
Product: G protein-coupled receptor 107
Exons: 18
Coding region: 372-2024 (550 amino acids)
Biological process (GO): clathrin-dependent endocytosis
Cellular component (GO): Golgi apparatus; clathrin-coated vesicle; membrane
Molecular function (GO): clathrin heavy chain binding
Source: RefSeq, a predicted model, not a curated record
GGGGGGGCACUGGGGGCUGGCGAGGGGAGGAGGAGGGGGUGGAGGAAAGCAGCUGUUGCCAUCGCAACCCCACACACAGCUGCCCAAGCUGUCCCUCUCUCACCCUCUGCACUCCUCUGGUAAGGACCAAACUGGCGCUUCGGGGCAACAGAAAGGACGGAACGGAUUGGCUUAGGGGGGCAGAGUCAGUGCCUUUUUGCCUCUUAGCCUCCACACUCAACGAUCGCACAGAGAAUACUUCGGGACUACGCGAGCCUGCCAUAAAAGCGGAAUGGCUUUUCCCCCCUUCCGGCGUCCCCGCCCUUUGACCCCGGAAGUGAGCUGGAGAGGCCAAAGGGGGGGUGGGGGCGGCCUGUGAUGCUGGAACAAACAUGGCUGCCUCGGUACCCCUAUGCUGCUUGGGCUCUGGACCGGGCCGCCACCGGCUGCUCUUGCUGCUGGGACUCCUGCAGCUCUUGGGUCACCUCGGCCAGGGUCGUGUCCACCACCUAGCGCUCAAGGAUGAUGUGAGACAUAAGGUUCAUCUCAAUACUUUUGGAUUCUUCAAAGAUGGGUCCAUGGUGGUCAACGUCAGUAGCCUCUCAGUGAAGGGAAAUGAAGACACCACUGCAACGAUUGGUUUCAGCUUGGACCGAACAAAGAAUGAUGGAUUCUCCUCUUACCUGGAUGAAGAUAUGGAUUACUGUAUCUUCAACAAAAUGCAGUCCAUUUCUGUUACACUGCUGAUUCUGGAUUUCUCAAGUCAUCUUGUCAAAAUAAAGUCUCCACCAGAAGCUGGCAGCAACUUACCAAAAAUCGUCUUCAGCAAGAGUGAGAAAAUCCUUGGUGAAAAUCUGGAACCAAGUCUUAAAAGUCCAUCAGGAAAUAAUCAGACUCUUGAAAAACAAGAAGGUGAAAAGUCUGCACAAAGUGGAGAGAAUUCAAAGGUAUCAGGAGAGAAUUCUUAUCCUAUUCAUAUUAAUGAAGGGGCAGUUUCAUUUCAGUUUUUCUUCAAUAUCAGUACCAGUGACCAGGAAGGUCUCUAUAGCCUUUAUUUCCACAAAUGUCUUGUCAGUGACAUUCAGACCAGUGAUGAGUUGUCUUUCAGCCUUGAUAUUGAGAUCACAGAGAAGAAUCCUGACAGUUACCUCUCUGCUGGGGAAAUUCCUCUCCCAAAGCUCUAUGUUUCCAUGGCAUUUUUCUUCUUCCUUUCUGGGACCAUCUGGAUUCAUAUCCUUCGAAAACGGAGGAAUGAUGUUUUUAAGAUUCACUGGUUGAUGGCAGCCCUCCCCUUCACAAAAUCUUUGUCCUUGGUGUUCCACGCAAUUGAUUACCACUACAUCUCCUCUCAGGGAUUUCCAAUAGAAGGUUGGGCUGUUGUUUACUACAUCACGCACCUAUUGAAAGGUGCACUACUGUUCAUCACUAUUGCACUCAUUGGUACCGGCUGGGCUUUCAUCAAACACAUCCUUUCUGAUAAAGAUAAAAAGAUUUUUAUGAUUGUCAUCCCACUGCAGGUCCUGGCAAAUGUGGCUUACAUCAUCAUAGAAUCAACUGAGGAGGGAACAACUGAGUAUGGCUUGUGGAAAGAUGCUUUGUUCUUAGUGGACCUGCUGUGCUGUGGAGCCAUACUCUUCCCUGUGGUGUGGUCAAUAAGACAUUUACAAGAAGCCUCAGCAACAGAUGGAAAAGCUGCUAUUAACUUAGCAAAGCUGAAAUUAUUCAGACAUUACUACGUAUUGAUUGUCUGUUACAUUUAUUUCACAAGGAUCAUUGCAAUUCUCCUCAAACUUGCUGUUCCAUUCCAGUGGAAAUGGCUCUACCAGCUACUGGAUGAAAUGGCAACUCUGGUGUUCUUUGUUCUAACUGGCUAUAAAUUCCGCCCAGCAUCUGAUAACCCAUAUCUGCAACUCUCUCAGGAAGAUGAUGAUUUGGAAAUGGAAUCUGUGGUGACAACUUCAGGAGUGAUGGAGAAUAUGAAGAAAGUCAAGAAGGUGACAAAUGGAUCUGUGGAUCCCCAGGGUGAAUGGGAGAGCACAGCAUGAUGGAGCAAACUUUGAGAAGAGCACUUUCAAAAAAAACUUUUAAUUUAUUAAUAGUACUGUCAGUGAACAGGAGCAGCCUACACCUCCCAACAUUGAUCCAACAAAAGAGUGUGACUGGGAGCAAAAUGUCACAGAAACCUAAUUUCUUCCUCUGUACUUUAACAAAACUGAAUCUGUUGCUGCCCACAAGAAAGUUUGAACUUUCCUCAAGGUGGGAAUGAUGUAUGGGGAACACAAAGGAAGAGAAAAUGAGGAUUUCAUUUGUUUUAAAUUUUUAUAUGCACAUACCUUUCACCCCCUUUUUGUUAAUGACUAGGUAUUCCAAAAUGCAUUUGGUUCUGUUCUAGAGUGUGUUAUACCAGUGGAAAGACUGUGUGUGUGUGUGUGUGUGUGUGUGUGUGUGUGAGAGAGAGAGAGAGAGAGAGCGCUCAAUGUUUGUGAUAUAAAUCAUGGAACAUGAAAGCUAUAUUGGACAAGGGGAACAAAAGUUAAAUGAAAAGACUCAGUUACUCUGGUAUUCUGGCAGGAACUUAUAAAGGAUAAAAGUUAAAUCAUUGCAGGAAUGGUAUAAGGAAGAUAAUGAAAUUAAGUUAUUUUAUAAAGCAAAAAAAGACAUCACUUGGGUAAGAAUACAAUUGCAUCUUUAAAGCAUGUGUCACAGACCCAGGAGUCCUGGGCAUGGUCCUGAGGGCUGCCAUUGAUUCCAAGUAUGGCCUUGGGCAGGUCCUCUAAGUCACCUCAUUUGCAAAACAGGAUAAUGCAUUUGUAAAGUGUUUUACCAUCCUAGGACUGUGAUGCCAUGCUCAAGAUGAAGGAUUACUCUCUUCCUCUGUGAUGCAGUCCAAGGAGGAGAAUGUGAUUAUCCUUAUUAAGAGGGGAUCUGCUUGGACCUUGCCACACUGUAGCUGUCUGUUUUACCUCAGGAAUGAGAGGGAAAAGUCAUAGGCCUGAAAUUCUUUGAAUUAAUUUUUCUAUGAAGUUUCCCUAGACCAUUCUCUGUGCACCAUAGAGCACAAUUCCUUUCUCUCUUCUCUGGGGAGCAAUACUUCUUUUUCCUUGUAGCACAAAAAACAAAAGGUGUGGCUCAUCAGGUCACAAACCAUGUGAUUAAACUGUGGAAAUAUCAAGGGAAAGAGGUAUGAGGAAGAAUCAUACACAAGUAACCACAAGCGAGUGAAAAUUUAUUCUUGAAGAGAAAGGGAAAUCUGGGGACAGUAUAGAUUGUCUGGGUAAGAAGACUAUUAAGAGGGUUAUGUCUGUGUAAACCUAAAGCUCUUCCUGAGUACUAAGCAUUAAGCAAAGAGCCUCUCUGGUCCCUAGCCUUGAGGAGGUUGUCUCUCAGUAAAGAAAUCUGGUGCCAUUAAAUGGAGCUGUCAGUGGAAUCUUUAACGUAGGGGCUCUCUGACAGUGAGACUAGAGGAAAUCUACCAGUCAUUUUCCAAGAAUGCUCUUGGUGAUCAGUGAGUGAGUAGCUACCUGAAAAUAGAAUGAUUUUCGCUCAUGGUGGUUUUUUGGAAAAUGUGAAGGAGGAAAUAAUUUCUGUAUUUUAACCAGAUGCUUAGAAACUCCUGGUGGUAACUUAAAAGUUUCAAAAGAGGCUGCAUUCAUUAUUGGUUCUUAAUUUGAGUAAAGUUGCUAUGAAGGGGUCUAUUAAUGAACCCAUGAAAGGAUGUUUGCUUGUUUCUAGCUGUUUUGGCACACCUGUGGAUUAGAAUCUUGAAUCUUCUUAUAUUUGCCAUUCACUGCUAUUACCUUCGUGGAGCGGCUCCCUCCUCCUGAACAAUAGAGAUGAGGGCUUUGGGAGGUUAAUUAUUGAAUUUUGGAAGAACACUGAGAAUUGUGUCUGCAAAGUAUAAACAGCUUGGCUAGGCAUAGGAAAUGAAAAGGUUUCUGAUCUGGGCAAGUGUGUUUCUCAAACAUUUUUCUUCCCCUAACUAUCUCUGCACAGGUGGUGAUGGAGGAGCAUAUAUAUUAAUGCCUGAGAAAGGUAGAUGAAAGAAAAUGUAAAAAUAAGCAUUUAUCAGCCAGUUGAUGAAACAUAAUCUAAUUCCACUAGUUCAUCCUUCUCUGCAUGAUACUCCCUGAAUAAAGUAUCAUCUCUAUGAUCUUUGAAACAUCUGAGUAUUGAACAAGAAUCAUCUCAAGUGCUGAUGGCUAGCCAUGUGUCCAGAUCUUUUAUGAAAGGGUUUUCCAUAAGGAGGAGAUAGAGAAGAUGUCUUGAAUAUUUAGAUGUAUGCCUUCUCAUUCAGUCAACUCUUGAAAGAUCAUUUUAAAUUGGAUGGCAGAGAGAAAGACUAGAAAUGACUAUUUAGUUUUUUGUUCUCUUCCUGUCUCUCCCCCCCCCUUUUUUUUUCUAUACCAAAAUAACAUACUCCAAAUAACAUGACUCCAAGACUUCUGAGGCACUCCUUUCAUAUCUCACUUCGCAGGGUAGGUCACCUGAAACACACUUGGGUACUUCACCCAGAGUGACGUGUUAUUUCUACUACUAGCAGUUACCUGACUAAAGGUGCAAUCAUAGCCCCUACUAUGAAGGGCGUAGGGGAGAGGAUGUCCUUAAUAUUUAUAUACAUGAUUUUAAAAAUAAAAAUAUGAGUGAAAAACUGUGUGUGUGAGUGCAUGGGUAUGUAUGCUCAGUGCAGCAUUAAUACCUUCUGUUGUACUGUACCAGUUACCCUAUUGCUACUACUGUUGCUAGCAGUAGCAGAACCUUUUGGGUAUAAUUAGCAUGUGGACAUUGGUCUCAGGUUUCUCUUUGGUAAAAACCAUUUAUUAACACUGUAUAUACUUCCAGGCUUACAGAUCUGAGUUUCCGUGGUUUUGUAGCUGAGCAGUGACCCCUCUGGAACCUGAAAUAGACAAAUAAAAUGUGUUAGCUUUUUUUAAAAAAUAAAAGCCAGACUAAUCCACAGCUAUUGGAACAAAGAAAUUGUUUUCCCAUCACCAAAUGUUCUAGCAAGAAAUGUUCAUCAGUGGACCUUAUGGGCUUUGUGAUACUGGUGAAUUAGAAAAAUAUCAGGCCUAGAACAUGGGUAGGGAGAAAAUACUUUAAAAUUGCCUCCUCCUUUCUAAAAUUCAAAAGAUGAAUUUCAUUGUCUUUUGUAAAUAAAUCCAUUUUCCUUCCCAAUACCAAAGCUAUUACUUUUAGCUUGUUCUACCAUGAAUAAAUGAUUGAUUGAUGCUCUAAACUGAACAGAUUUGCCCAACAGUUCUACCAAAUUCAAAAACUCCCCGUUUUCCAGUGAUUUUAAAGUAUUCAUUUGAGCUAAGAGUAAAUCCUUUAAGUUUUUCAGAGGAUAGCCAAAAAGGAGACUACACAGGCAGUCCCUUCCUACCACGUGCCUGGGAUGCACUUCUUCCUCAUCUUUACCUAGUAGAAUCCUUAGCUUCCUUCAGAGCUCAACUCAGCUGCUACAUCCUACAAAGAUCUUGUAAUCCUUGUCUGUGCCAAACAUCCCCCACCCCAAAAAAUAUUACAUUUUGUGGACAAGGCUGUAAAGUUUCAGGAAAUUGCGGGUCCCAUUUUGGCAUUUCAAGAGACUGUGCCUCUAUUGCUAGAAAAUUAUUUCCUGAAUAGCAUGAACAGGAAAUGUUCUUUCAAUCCUGGCUGUCCACUCUGGCCAAGUACUCAGUCAAGCUCCUGGGUCCUCUGGUGUUUUAAAAUCUGAGUUGCAAGCACUUUUUCCUGCUGAAUAAGACCCCGAGGAAGUUAACACUGAGGCUUUGGAAAUUCAUCCUCCUUGUGUUUACACCUGCUCCAGGGUAAGGAUUGCUUCUUUGGCCAUGUCCUUGGUGAAUUUGGUAUCAGCUUAUCAAGCUGUCCUAGUGAAUCAAGACUAAACAUAACACUACCCAAAAUUCUGUUUUCCAUUCCAUUUUAUUUCAACUAGCAUGUGACUGGAAGGGAAGUCUUGUUGAAUUUCCCCUCUAAGAGUUAUUAGAUAAUUAGGCUGUCAUGAUGUUGUCUGUUGUUCUUUAACCUGACCUUUUCUCCCUCCUUCCCCCUUCCUCCUAUUGAUUGCCCUGUUCCACUUUGACAGAGACUGGGAGAGUAUUGUUAGGAUUUUGGUGCAUUGCAGCAUUUGUUCAGUGCCAGCUGUGUAAAAGAUGUAUUUCCUAAGCUAGGAGACUCUUCAUUGAAAGAGUACAUACUAAUGAUGCUUCAUAUUAUUACCCUAUAGGAUGUACCUCCCUAAAAUAAUAUGCCCUGUCUCCUUUCAAAAAUAAAUUAAUAUCAUGGCCCCAAGGAAGAUCUGCAGUAUUCCCAAUUAUGAAAGGUUUUCAGACCGUCUUCCUCUCUCUACAAAAUAUUCUCAUUGAGAAAAUGAUCCUAAGUUAAUAGACAGGCUUUGAGGGCUGCUGGCCCCAUUCCAUGCAUAACUGCAAAAAAAAAAAAAAAGUUGCCUCAUUCUCUCCGGCCAAGCUGUCGAGUUUCAAAAACACAGAUUUUGGCAAAAUCUAUACUGAUCCUCCAAAUGCCAUGCGUCUCCCAAAUGUCUUAGGACAAUGCCUAAUCUAAGAACUGUGGAGUAGAGUAUUUGAAUCCAAUGUGUCUGUAGCUAUGCCUCCUUCAUUUCAUUUCCUCUUGAGGAAGCAAUUCAGUAUUACUGCUCUCCACUAUAUAGAAACUACCACACCUCAACUCAAAUGUCUCAUAGAACUUCAGAAAAUCACUAGUCUGUAAUACACCAAAUGUUCUUUUGCAAAAGAUCUGCUCUUUACUGUGAUGUCCCUUAGGGUGUUCUUGCCAGGGUAUACUUCUUUAAAAGAUCUCACUUGAGUCAAUACUAAUCCUUGUUGCCACCUGGAAUACAGUUAUUGAUCAGUAAUGCAAAAGGUUCUCAAAGUUCCCCAGGGUUCUCUUAGCAAUAGUGAUAUGUCUGUGCCAUCCCAGCUAGACUUAUGCUUGAAGAGGGAUAAUGUUUGAUGCUCAGCCUUGAUGCAAAAAUAUCUCCUGAAUUAGUUACCAAAUGAAUACACCAUGUGAAAGGAAGAGUUGGGGUAGUUUGGGAGUAGGAAGGCAGCUGUGUGUGUGUUGGAUUGAUGGCUUUUUGGAAUUUUGACUGUAAAAUGCAGUUACGUAGUUUGGAGGAGCCCUUGAGGAAGGCAAUAAAUGUCAAAAUGAUAAGGAAAAAAUUGAUUUGGCACAAAACAGUAGGCUUAUUACAAGGACUGUUUCAGUGUUUUGUAAUGAGAUUUUGACUGCUGAAAGGACCAGAGAAGGGUUAAGGAAACAGUGGUGCUGGCAAGUGAGAGCUAUUACCUCUGACUUUAUUGUGUUGUGACCUGGCUCAGCUGCUUUCAGGCAGCAUGUUUACCCUAAAUUGGAUUUGCUUAGCUACAUGACCUCCAAAGAACCCAGGUAGGGUGUUUAAUCCAGGAGCAAAUUUCUGGGUGCUUGCAGACAAUAAAAAAUACUUUGCUCUUCAUUUAAGGUUAAAGUUCAGAAAGAGAUUUUUCAGUUUUUUUUUCCCCUAACAUUAUUUAACAGAUCACUGUGGGGUAUUUACAUAAUGGGUACAGGAGAAAAAAUAUAAAUCAAGAUACUGUAUGUAAUUUGUUUUCUUGCUUUGGUGCAAAAGUGUAAAAUAAAGAAUCCAUGAUGAAAUGAAAUGUACAUUUGUAAUCUUAGGAGAGCUUUUGAUAAAUGACUCCUGCCUCAGUC